Messenger RNA from Penicillium soppii, 609 nucleotides. RefSeq names its product nucleobindin SSP120. Bases 1 to 609 code for a protein of 202 amino acids. The record is from RefSeq and is a predicted model, not a curated record. The transcript is spliced from 2 exons. Gene Ontology annotation, molecular function: calcium ion binding. NCBI's taxonomy places the organism in Eukaryota, Fungi, Ascomycota, Eurotiomycetes, Eurotiales, Aspergillaceae. Gene Ontology annotation, cellular component: extracellular exosome; endoplasmic reticulum-Golgi intermediate compartment.
AUGGUCACCAAAUUACUCGGUCUCGCCGCCGGACUCCUAGCGUUGAGCGGACUUGCCAGUGCCCAUGGCUCGCAUUCAAGCGACCAAGCUCCCUCAGAUGAUUGGGCCACGCGCCACAUGAUAGAGGAACAUCACAUCGAAUCGUUCGAUCCUCCUUCGUUCUUCAUUCUCCAUGACUACGACUCCUCGGGAACAUGGACACACGACGAAGUACGCAAGACAUACGGCCUGAACGACCAAUCCAAUGCCGCCGUUAGUGAAGAUAAGAAACAAGAUGCCGUGCGCACAGUAUUUGCUCUCUUCGACCCUGGUAACACAGGAUUCAUAACCCGGCAGGACUGGCUGGAUGGCGUUGCUGCGGGUAAACGGCUGCCCGACCUCGGCUUCGGCCCUGGACAUCAUGGCGAUAUUGAGUAUGAGUACGAGAUUCACCAUUUUGAGAAGUACCACGGUGAUGAUACCACCGAGGCGGACUUGACUCAUCCAGAGGAUAUUGAGCAUUUCAAACAACACGAUGAAGAGGAGGAUGCGGCUCUGAGGCUGGAGAAGCUGGAGCAAAUGCAGAUUGUUGCAGGCAACAUUCCUCAGAAGUUCCGUCGAAACGUUUAA